Mollisia scopiformis is the source of this 1174-nucleotide messenger RNA. RefSeq lists its product as uncharacterized. The record is from RefSeq and is a predicted model, not a curated record. Bases 159 to 1010 code for a protein of 283 amino acids. Gene Ontology annotation, molecular function: DNA binding; zinc ion binding; DNA-binding transcription factor activity, RNA polymerase II-specific. Lineage: Eukaryota; Fungi; Ascomycota; Leotiomycetes; Helotiales; Mollisiaceae. Gene Ontology annotation, biological process: regulation of DNA-templated transcription; DNA-templated transcription. The transcript has 4 exons.
UGCAUUCCCGAGCCAUCACCCGGGACUCGGCUAACCUACCCUGCAGGAAUCAAGCUACCCUGAGACCCACUACCCCACUUGAUGGAACUUCAACUUGAACAUCAAAAGAUCCGUAUCAUGGGGCCCAAUAAUGAGUGUAAUUAUAUUUGCUCCCAUCUAUGAUAUGGGCCGCCCUUCUGGAAAUCACCAGUGGCACCAUGUCGUCUCGACGGGGGCAACAUAUUUCAAGGAAAGCGUGUGAUGGCUGUCGAGAUCGAAAGAUCAAGUGCACAUGGACCGAUGCAACAUCAUGUGCUGGGUGUGUGACCGCUGGACUCUAUUGCACUUUCCAGACCACACGCAAACGACGAGGACGCCCUCAGAGAGAUCUCGAGAAGUUCAGACAGCUAAAGACGUCGGGUCUCCCAAAUGACACAUCAGGUGGAGAUGCUCGAGUCUAUCUUCUACCCAAUGCUGCAUCAUCCGUAACUAUCGAGGACUUAUGUCCAAUGACCACUUUCCACUCAAUUAUUGAAGAAUUUCUGGAGAAUCUCUAUUCUAUAGCACCUCUAAUCCAUGUCCCAUCAUUCAACUCCCAGGUCUCCGAAUGUCUCUACCUCAAGGACGCCCGUUUUCUCUGCCUAUGCCUUUCGAUAUGUGCGAUGACGAUUUCUUCUCUUCCUCGCAAGGCAAGCAUCUACCUCCCUGGACACUAUCAAAGCUCGAGAGAAAUGGUUAGUCGAGCUUACCAACUGGUAAUCGCUAGUCGGCUCGCCACAUCACCAGACUGGGCUGAUAAUCCGUCUUCGAACGAUAUGAACUGCUCGCUUCUGCUUGGAAUGGCAAGCCAUUACACUCAAUGCCCUAAAAGAGCGUGGUCAUUGAUUAAUGAGAGUAUUCAUUGUUGUAGGUCACUGAGUCUUUACCACGAAAACGGGUACAAGGAAAUGACUACUAUAGAAAUCGAAAUCAACAAGAGGGCAUUCUGGAUGCUUUACAUCGUUCAAAUAGCCUUUCACUCUACUAGGUGAAAGUCCCACGUCGACCGACUGGGAAUUCCUUGUCCCUCUCACCCUCUCAGACGAAGAGCUUGUUAAAGGCUCGACUACCUUGCCUUCCUCUGGACCUACUCCCAUAAUCACUGGCUUCGUCACCUUGAUAAAAGUCUUCCUCUGCGUCCUCGGCCUCCUCUCCG